GCCGUGCCGGGUGAGUGGGGCGCUCUCGCGGGCAUCCCAGCGCCGGGGCAGGCCGGGUAGUGCCCGAUCCCGCGGGGCGCGCGCUGCUGCUUUAGGCACCCGGGCUCGGGUGCGGGUCUGGGAGACCUGUCGGUCGGCGAGAAGCCUCGGUGGCCGGCGCUGUGGUUGCGGGACCUGGGACGCGCGCCCAGGCGUCCCACCUCCCCGGAGACUGGGGCAGGGUGGGUGGGGCCCGGAUCUAGGGGUAGGGUCGCGGAAGCCUUGGUUACAGAGAGUCGCACACGUGGCCUAAUGGUCGCGACACCGGUGACGAGCGCACGGAAAGUUUGGAGGCUUAGCAAGGAGGGUGGUGCCGGCCUCCGCCCGGUGGUGGCAGAACUGCCUGUGCGAGCACCGCCUCCACGUGGGCUGCGCCGCCGGGCGUCAGGUCGGGCCUAAGAGACACGCUCUACAGCUGUGAAAUCUGAAGUUCAGGAAGGAUAGACUGGGAGGAAGAGGAUCUGAUUUCGCCACUCAUUAGCUGUAAAUCUGGUGCCUCGGGUUUCAUGUCACUGCGCUCAUCUUUGAGCGGAGGAACCUGAUUUACUCAGCUGCUUCUGCUGGUACUGGUUUUUGCCUCCUGGACAUCAAGCUUUGUAACCUCAUGGUUACCAAAAUACAUUGAGGUUUGCAUUUCCUUACUGCUUUGUCUUGAAGACAGAACGAUGCCAAAGAAAGCAAAGCCUGCAGGGAGUGGGAAGGAAGAGGGGCCGGUUCCCUGUAAGCAGAUGAAGGUAGAAGCAGCUGGGGGGCCUUCAGCUUUAAACUUUGACAGUCCCAGUAGUCUCUUUGAAAGUUUAAUCUCGCCCAUCAAGACAGAGACUUUUUUCAAGGAAUUCUGGGAGCAGAAGCCCCUUCUCAUUCAGAGAGAUGACCCUGCACUGGCCACAUACUAUGGGUCCCUGUUCAAGCUAACAGAUCUGAAGAGUCUGUGCAGCCGGGGGAUGUACUAUGGAAGAGAUGUGAAUGUCUGCCGGUGUGUCAAUGGGAAGAAGAAGGUUUUAAAUAAAGAUGGCAAAGCACACUUUCUUCAGCUGAGAAAAGAUUUUGAUCAGAAAAGGGCAACGAUUCAGUUUCACCAACCUCAGAGAUUUAAGGAUGAGCUUUGGAGGAUCCAGGAGAAGCUGGAAUGUUACUUUGGCUCCUUGGUUGGCUCGAAUGUGUACAUAACUCCCGCAGGAUCUCAGGGCCUGCCGCCCCAUUAUGAUGAUGUCGAGGUUUUCAUCCUGCAGCUGGAGGGAGAGAAACACUGGCGCCUCUACCACCCCACUGUGCCCCUGGCACGAGAGUACAGCGUGGAGGCCGAGGAAAGGAUCGGCAGGCCGGUGCAUGAGUUUAUGCUGAAGCCGGGUGAUUUGUUGUACUUUCCCAGAGGAACCAUUCAUCAAGCGGACACUCCUGCGGGGCUGGCGCACUCAACUCACGUGACCAUCAGCACCUACCAGAACAAUUCAUGGGGAGAUUUCCUUUUGGAUACCAUCUCGGGGCUUAUAUUUGAUACUGCAAAGGAAGAUGUGGAGUUACGGACCGGCAUACCCCGGCAGCUGCUCCUGCAGGUGGAAUCCACAACUGUUGCUACAAGACGAUUAAGUGGCUUCCUGAGGACACUUGCAGACCGGCUGGAGGGCACCAAAGAACUGCUUUCCUCAGACAUGAAGAAGGAUUUUAUUAUGCACAGACUCCCCCCUUACUCUGCGGGAGAUGGGGCAGAGCUGUCAACACCAGGUGGAAAGUUACCGAGGCUGGACAGUGUAGUGAGACUGCAGUUUAAAGACCACAUUGUCCUCACAGUACUGCCGGAUCAAGAUCAAUCUGAUGAAGCUCAAGAAAAGAUGGUGUACAUCUAUCAUUCCUUAAAGAAUAGUAGAGAGACACACAUGAUGGGAAAUGAGGAGGAAACAGAGUCUCAUGGACUUCGCUUCCCUUUGUCACAUUUGGAUGCACUGAAGCAAAUUUGGAACAGUCCAGCUAUUUCUGUCAAGGACCUGAAACUUACUACAGAUGAGGAAAAGGAAAGCCUGGUAUUAUCCCUCUGGACAGAAUGUUUAAUUCAAGUAGUCUAGUGCCUUUGCAGAAUCAAAUGCCUACUAUUUUAUAUGCAUAUAUUAAAAGCAAAGACCUGAGCCGAGGAGAGGAUGAAUUCAAGUUUCCUUACCUGCGUAUCUACUAACAUGAGACCUCCCUGUUACAGGUGGUCAGUUGGCCAAAUGUACUAACGGGCACAUGAAAGAAAGAACAGCAAAUUACCAAGUGUCUCAGAAAAUGACAAAACCAUAUUUUGACAAGUUUAUUUAAUCCAGUGUGGUAGAAAAGGCACAAUUCCAAUGUAUCAUUUAGAAUUGAAUGUCAUUAACCUGGCUUUGUUCUUUGGAAGAAACAACUUCUUUAAAGAGCUUCUUUGGCUCUAGAAAAAUUUCAAACAAUUAAAAUAAGAAAAAAUUUUAAAUUGGUUUUUUAUAAUGAAAAUAUACAUACCUUUGUGUAUAGACAAGCCCAUGCCCAUUAAAAUAAAGUUAUCCUGUAACAUAAAUUUUAUUAAAUAAUACUGCCCCACAGAUGAGAGGCACGCAACACCUAUGGACAAAAGGGAGUUACAGAGGCUGCUUAAAAGAUGGAGAAAAGCCUGAGAUUGAAGGAGGAAAAAAACCCAGUAUUUAAAGUCUAUAAAAAAAUACUCAAAAUAGUGGGUCUUCGAGUUUAAAAUAGUCAUUGUUAUUUUACAUUCUAAAGUGCAUAUAGGUUGAUAUUUUUAAAAAUAUCAUUGGAGAAUUUAAUCUUUAUAAAAAUAGAGCAUUUUUCUGCUUUCUGGCAAAAGUUGGGGAUAAAAGGAAAAAAAGUUGUCAAAAUGUAAGUUUCAAUCCAAUUCACCAGGAAAAAAUGCUUGUGAAUUGUACAGUAAAAGGUGGUAAUGACUACUGGAAGCUAAGUCAAAGGUGAUUUCCUACCUGAUUUUACUUAAAUAAAAGUUACUUACAAUGGGAGUGAAAAA
Messenger RNA from Gorilla gorilla gorilla (western lowland gorilla), 3028 nucleotides. RefSeq names its product ribosomal oxygenase 2 (gene RIOX2). The record is from RefSeq and is a predicted model, not a curated record. The transcript has 11 exons. Bases 705 to 2102 code for a protein of 465 amino acids. Gene Ontology annotation, molecular function: histone H3K4 demethylase activity; histone H3K36 demethylase activity. Gene Ontology annotation, cellular component: nucleolus. NCBI's taxonomy places the organism in Eukaryota, Metazoa, Chordata, Mammalia, Primates, Hominidae.